Cuculus canorus (common cuckoo) is the source of this 9444-nucleotide messenger RNA. It is a transcript of the gene SLC6A2, whose product is annotated as solute carrier family 6 member 2. The coding region runs from base 313 to 2214 and encodes 633 amino acids. NCBI's taxonomy places the organism in Eukaryota, Metazoa, Chordata, Aves, Cuculiformes, Cuculidae. The transcript has 15 exons. Gene Ontology annotation, molecular function: neurotransmitter:sodium symporter activity; norepinephrine:sodium symporter activity; dopamine:sodium symporter activity. The record is from RefSeq and is a predicted model, not a curated record. Gene Ontology annotation, cellular component: neuronal cell body membrane; neuron projection; plasma membrane. Gene Ontology annotation, biological process: dopamine uptake involved in synaptic transmission; sodium ion transmembrane transport.
UUCUAGAUUCCUCCCACCAUAGACAUCAUGAUCAAGCUCAGCUAAUUGAGACCUUGUAGGGAAAAGGGUGUUCCUUAGCAAGGCCUUAUUUUUCCAGGAGCAAUAUGGGAGUGCUGUUGUCUAGUGUAGGAAGUCUGUGCAGAUUAUUAAGGCAGUAAUAGUCACGUGGAGAGAGGGGAACGAGGUUUAAAAAGCUCCUUACUGUCUAGGCUACAGCUUCAGCUCCCAGAGAGACUGCCGUCCUAGAGUGGUGGAACCAAGAAGGAGGAAUUCCCCUUCGGUCAUCAUCCUCUUCCCCAUAGGUACCAGGGAAUGGGACAGAGACAUCCUCAGUGCUACCUGGCGAGGAUGAACAAACAGCUCCAGCCCGACCGCAAAGUGUCGGUGGUGGCCCCUUUGCCGGAGCGCAAGGAAGGGCCGAGGAAGGACGUGGAGCUUAUCCUGGUGAAGGAACACAACGGGGUGCAGUACACGAGCAGCAGCCUCCUGCCCGCCACCCCCGCGCCGCGCUACGGCACCCAGGACAGGGAGACCUGGGGCAAGAAGAUCGACUUCCUCCUCUCCGUCAUCGGCUUCGCCGUGGACCUGGCCAACGUCUGGCGGUUCCCCUACCUCUGCUACAAGAAUGGAGGGGGUGCUUUUCUUAUUCCCUAUAUCCUCUUCCUAAUCAUUGCUGGAAUGCCCCUGUUCUACAUGGAAUUAGCACUUGGACAGUAUAAUCGAGAAGGGGCUGCCACUGUGUGGAAAAUCUGUCCACUUUUCAAAGGUGUAGGCUAUGCAGUGAUACUCAUAGCUCUUUACGUGGGUUUCUACUACAACGUUAUCAUAGCUUGGUCUCUGUAUUAUUUAUUUUCAUCAUUCACAUUUGAGCUCCCCUGGACAAACUGCGACAACAGUUGGAACAGCCCAAACUGUACAGAUCCCAAACUCUUCAACGCAUCAGUGCUUGGCAAUGGUACCAAAUACUCAAAGUACAAGCUCACUCCUGCAGCUGAAUUCUAUGAGCGAGGAGUUCUGCACCUGCACGAAAGCCGUGGAAUCCAUGACCUUGGCUUGCCUCGCUGGCAACUUUCCCUCUGCCUCUUGGUGGUGGUAAUCAUUCUUUUCUUUAGUCUGUGGAAAGGCGUGAAGACUUCUGGAAAGGUUGUUUGGAUAACAGCCACUUUGCCUUAUGUCGUGUUAUUUGUCUUGCUAAUACAUGGAAUAACCCUGCCUGGUGCAUACAAUGGAAUAAACGCAUACCUGCACAUAGAUUUCAGAAGAUUAAAAGAAGCCACAGUAUGGAUUGAUGCAGCUACUCAGAUAUUUUACUCCUUAGGAGCCGGUUUUGGUGUUUUAAUCGCAUUUGCCAGCUACAAUAAGUUUGACAACAACUGUUACAGGGAUGCUUUGCUGACUAGUACCAUUAAUUGUGUCACAAGCUUCAUCUCAGGAUUCGCAAUUUUCUCCAUAUUGGGCUACAUGGCUCAUGAGCACAAAGUUAAAAUUGAGGAUGUAGCCACUGAAGGAGCUGGUUUAGUUUUCAUCCUGUAUCCAGAGGCAAUUUCAACUCUUUCAGGAUCUACAUUUUGGGCUGUGGUAUUCUUCAUCAUGCUCCUUACUCUCGGCAUCGACAGUUCUAUGGGCGGAAUGGAGGCUGUCAUCACUGGCUUGGCAGAUGAUUUCCAUAUUCUUAAACAGCAUAGAAAGCUCUUCACGUUUGGUGUUUCUUUUGGCACUUUCCUACUUGCUCUCUUUUGCAUCACCAAUGGUGGAAUUUAUGUGCUCACCCUUCUGGACACAUUUGCAGCUGGAACUUCAAUAUUGUUUGCUGUUCUAAUGGAGGCAAUUGGAGUUUCCUGGUUUUAUGGUGUGGAUAGAUUCAGUGAAGAUAUCCAACAAAUGAUGGGCUUCAAGCCAGGUCUCUACUGGAGAUUGUGCUGGAAAUUUGUUAGCCCUGCUUUUUUAUUGUUUGUCGUGAUAGUCAGCAUAAUAAAUUUCAAACCUCUGACCUAUGAUGACUACACCUUCCCUCUCUGGGCAAAUCGCAUUGGCUGGGGAAUAGCAUUAUCUUCAAUGAUACUUGUGCCUGCCUAUAUUAUCUAUAAAUUUAUGAAUGUGCGUGGGACCUUUAAAGAAAGACUAGCUUACUGCAUCACACCUGAAAAUGAGCACCAACUCGUGGCCCAAGGAAAUAUCAGGCAGUUUAAGCUUCAACACUGGCUAACAAUAUGAAAACCAACAAGUUAAGGAAAAAGCCAAUAUGUUAAGCUAAACUGGGAAUACAGAAAAGUCAAGUUCAAAGCUCCCUCAAAUAUGCUUGGACCAGGCUGGCUCAAAGCUUAUCUACUGACUCUCUGAGGGAAGACGUCUGCUCUGUCCUCAAUGCCUCCCUUCUAUUACUUGGCUUCAAAUGAUCUUUAAAGACUCUGUUUAAUUUUCCUUACAUCCUUUGGUGCCAUAAGAUCCCUACAUGACCAAAACUUGUGAGUUCUGCUGUUGGCAGAAAUGGAGGAGGGGGAAGCAGAGAAAAAAAAGCAAUCAAUGUAAAUUAAAUGCUCUUUUAUCAUGAAGAAGUGAAUUAAACUUUUCUGACAGUAAUAAUUACUUCAGAUACUCAUGCCACGACCUAUUUUAAACCAACAACACCUGAACGUUCUUAGAUCUAAGAAAAGAGUACAUCUCAUUAUGAGGAAAGAACAACUUUACGUACUAAUGUCAUUAGCUUUCUUGCCAAAAUAUCCUUUGGGAUACGAGUUUGCAUCCUUCUGAAGUGAAGACUCAGUGCUUCAUCUUCAGUGGUUUGUUAUUAGUUUCUUCUCUUGGUGAAGAGGGUUGUCCUUGCUGUCUGUAAAUGUCCAUGCCAUUAUCUGUGCAGUUUGAUUAUACAAGGAGAAGAGCAGCAGGAACAGAAUUCACAUUAUAGCUAAGUACAGAAUACGGUUUAAUGCCAUGUUGUACUUAGUGAGAACAUUCUUUUAUAUCAACAAUUAAAUUGCUUUAUCGUAUGAUCCAUACUCCACAGGCUUUUUCAGCUAAGUAUGAAAGUUACAUGCAAAUAGACAGACUUUCAUCUUUUUGUCACAUUUUGUUCCAAAUAAAGAAUGUAAAACACAUAGGAAGACAGAGUGAUUUUUAGAAUUGCAUAAUCUACAGACUCACCAAAAUACCAAACCUUGGCUUUAUUCUUCUGCAGUGAACAUGCUAUUAUUAUAAUCUAACCUCGAUACACUUAUCAAACCAAGGUAAAAUUGUGUUGAAUAAUUCAAAAGGAUAUUUUAAGCAUUCUCCGCUCUCUAAGCCCAUUCCAGGUCUUCUCUCUGGUAGCAUUAUGCAAGAUAGAAGAUACAGAACAAACAUUCGGUGCUGUUCUUAUUCUGUGGUCACUCACCACUGUAGUAUCUUCCCAGUGAUCACUGGAAGAGAUUUGGUAGCUCUGAGUUAUAUGUGUACUUAUUUUUCACUAGAUCUCUAGUAAUUUUCAGAGGCAGUAGCUUCUCAGCUGAAUCCAACACAGAGUUUACCUCUGGACCUUACCUCUGAAUUUUUUUGCAUUUAUACAUUCAAUUCUGCUUGUCUUUCAAAUGUAUUUAGUGCUUCCUCUUUUUAAAAAGACCAUUUAAAAGGAUAGGGCUUUUUUAUUUAUAAUACAGUUUUUGUUGAGAGUAUUUUGCCUUUUUUAAAAUAGCCCAAUUUAAAAGUCAGAAGUGAUUUUAGCCUUUUCCAUUUAACAUUGAUUUCUUUUCAAAAUAAUGGAAGGGAAAUUUCUCCCCUUAUUUAUCCUUUUCCUCCAACAUAAUCGAUACUUUGGAAUGUAUCAAGUAUUGCUCUUUUCUUAAAGAGUAUCUGCGACAAAUAAUAGUUUUAUUUAAACAGGUAUUUAAACUCAGAGGAUACUUUCUUCUAAUUAUAAAGAAAGUCUUUUUCUGGCCCAACUGAUAGCUGUUUAAACCCUGUUAUUAAAUUGAUUUCAAUAAUAAAGGAAUUUCAAAUGUUGCAGCUCUAGUUCUGAAAUUACACUAGAGGCCAAACAGUAGAAAUAUACUGAGGGCUUAAAAAAAGCCCACCAACUUUGGAGUUAAUCCCAUUUUUAUUGUUUUCUAAACUACAUGAGAAUCUUUUCAUUGUUAUAAAGCUUACUUUUCAAUAAUACAGCUGAUUCAGUCACUGGCUUGGCAUGGCUCAAAAGCUUCUUAGCAUAGAUAUAAUUACCAAAUGCUGAAAAUCCUGGGGGCACUUUAAUGUGGAGCUUUAGUAGCUUGUCACAUUAUACAUUGUUUGAUUUACUCAUGGUUGGAAAUGCUAACAACCUGCAUCAAUGUUCGCUUGUGAUACAUCACAUCACCAUCUCUAUAGCAAAACCCACGCAGGAAAAGUUACAGUUCGUCACCACUCAGCUCUGAAAUAGGAGCAAAGCUGUCUUAGCAUGGGAGUGAAAUCAGCUUUACCCAGCAUGUAGGGAUUGAUUGUAUAUUUAUUAGCAACUCCCAAGGCGAUUGCCUACUGUAUAUUUUUUAUUUCUAUUACUGUAUAAUGUCUUAGAUUUAGCAUAGCAUUUAUAGCUCAGGACUCCAUUGCACUAUUGUCAUCAUGUUCUGAGGCUUUAUACACUAAUAACUUAAAAUCCAGAGAAAGCAGGAAUUUUAUUACCAGGACUAUCCCACACGGAAAAGAAAGAUAAGACACAUUGCACGACCACACUACUAGGCUUUAAGCUCAAGAUGUUGCUCAAGGGAAGUCUUCCUAAAAAUAAUAAGACUUCUGUCCCAGAGAUGAAGAGCAAUGUCUUAGUUCCCCACAGAAUAAGAUGCUCAACUACCUCAUGUCUCUUGGAUGAUAAAUGAUGCCCUUAGACACAAACUAGCAUCUAUUCAAAUGACAGAUACCAUUGUUAAGACUAUGUUACAUUCUUAUUUUCCCUGACUCAGUGUUGUGGUAUAGAUAGUCCAAUAAAAAGCCACAGCUCUGGCACCCAUCUCCUCUUAGUCACCUGCUUUGAGCCACCUACAUUUUCAUACUACAUUUUCAGUGUGGAAAAAUAUCAAAUCCACUAAGAUAGUCAUUUCCCUCCAGUUCAGCUACUCGUAGUUUAAAAAACCAAAUACAUCAUUAUUACCCAUGUGAUUUAACUGCAAGUCUUCCUCUAACUCAGUCUUGAAUUUUCAGCCAAGCUGGUCACUCUUUCCCUCAGCUGUACCUCUUGUGGAAGCAGACCCACGCUGGGGACUGGUGCUCUCCCACUGUCCCCGUGAGACGGCAGGUAUAUGCUGAUGGAGUAGUCAGUCCACUUGCAAAAGAAGAAGGCUUUUGAUACAAGCAUAUGAAAGAUGCAGUAUCAUCUGCUUGCUAAUCAUGUUGGCUGUUUUGGUAACAAGCCAGGAGGAAAAGACUGAGUGAAGCAAUUGAAUAACUUGACAGUUCUAGAAAAUAUCUUCUUGAAAGACUUUAUAAUCUGAUAAAGGAAGCAGCUGACAUACGUUAGUUUCUCUCUUCUGACCUUCCUUCCCAUCAUUGAGAAAGAGCUAUGUGUGAUCCAUAUUUUUUCCCUCAAGCCACAGAAAGUUCGUUAGCAUCAAGGAAAGAGACCUUCCAUUUUCUUUGUAUCCUCCUGCUGUCAUUCAGCAGACUAAUUCUUCAUACAAUUGAUACUAUUCUAAAGCUACUUUACUAAAACUCCAGAGAUUUAAGAUUUCUGGUAUAAACAGUGGGUCUUUCGUGGGCAACAGUCCAAAAAGCACUAGCUCUAUUUAGUGUCUGGCCUCUGUUUGAGCCAUGUGCUUUUUGUCAGUCCUUCAUAUGUUCUGUCAUGUCCUGAGGCAUAGACCCUGGCAACACUUGAAAGACAUCUUACUGCAGAGGGAGGGAUUUUACAGGAAAUCCAGGAUCAAACAUGGUAUUUUAAAUAUAGAAUGUAGGAAAACUGCUUGGCUGUUACUAUUGUACAUGUUCCCUAACUGCACGUGCAAUGUAUGCUGUAUGUAAUUUUCCCAGAGGAAAUUCCAUAUAAUUGGUCGUUUCUUCUCAGCAAAAUACCAUUUAAAUGCUAUUAUUUAAAAAGGUUGAACCCAAACAUUUUGUAUACAUACCCACUUCUCAUGCUAUUGUUUUGGCAUGAAUUAAGCUCAUUUUGAACUGCUAGGUUGCAGGAGACCCCACAGAAAGUUCUUUUGCUUUUAAUGUCUCUGUUGCUGUUCUUUUGAUUCAUACACCAUUAAUUGGCAGACACUUGCUUUUACGGGAGUAGACAGCCAUCAUUCAUAUCCUGGACUGCUUCACUAAGUUUUAUGAGGCAUUGGCAAACAUUUAAGUAUUUCUUUCCCAAGAACCAAAAUUAAACCAUAGAUCAGCAAUUUCAAAAGAGAUGAGAUUUACAAAUGUUUUAUUUGCAGUGUCCCAUUAAAACAUCUUUAAAAGGGCCUAAAGAACUCAAGACAGUUACCACAGCUCAACAAAUGACAGUAUAUAAUCUACCUGCAAAAAUUGUGUGCACUCUGUAGUGGUAAAAUUGGAUAACUUUGUUUUGAUAUACUUUUUUUCUCAGGGCUAGAAAUAUUUAUGGUCCACAGAUCAGCUCAUGUGCCAGAACUCAGUCUCUUUAAAGGCCAACGUGGUGUUUCAGAUUAGACCCUUGAACUGGUUUGGAGUCUUGAUUAUGGUACAGGGGGACAGAUCUUCUGGAAACACUUCCAGAAAAUCUCCUCCAAAGCUAAACGCUUUUUCAGUCUACCUUCCUCUAAUUCACAUCCAUGUUCUUGUUGGUGACUGUGGGCUGACCUAGCUGAUUAGUGGAAAGUUUAGAUGUUAGAAUAUGAAGCUAAACUGUUUAAAAUACAUCACAGAAGUCAGACCUUUAAGUGAUCAUACCAGGUUCAUAUCUGUACACAAGCUGAAAGUAGCAUAUGGACUAUUUUAAGCAAAGCUGACCAGAAAUCACUAUAUAGGGAUGUAUCUGUGAGCUGCUUGGAUACCUGCAUUAAUACAGCUCUCCAUUUACUAAACUAAUAUUAUUUGGUACACGAGAAAGCUAGCCACAUUCUGGCUUCCUUCAGGAAAAAGGGAUGUUAGCACAGGAUAGUGCAAAACAGACAGGAAAUCUUUUUAGAAUGUAUUUUACAGAAAAUAAACCUUCACUUAAGCCCUGUUACAUCUGUGACCUUUCAUCACUGAGUUUUAGAGAGGACUAUAUACAGGUAAUAGUUAUAUCUCAGAUAUGACCGUGUGAGUGUUUCCGUGCUGUGGAAAAUAGGUUUUGUUCAGCCAUUUCAGUCUGUGGUAACUCAGGAGCAUUGCACCAAGGACUUGCCUCCCUCUAAUCCAUAUUUGCAAGGGACAGUUUUUGCUGACAAUUAGCCAAGACCCUGCAGGCUGGCUGAGGAGGCAAGCAUGUGUUUCUUAGCUGUGAUUUGAUGUACUAUUACGUGGGUUUGCACGCUUAAUCCUAACUGGGGAAUGACGAGACUUGUAAGCCAUGCCAUGCACAGAGAAACUUUUCCUAGUCCAAAAUAUUUCAAGUUUUGCACAUUGUUCCUAAUAAGAAUUAAAUCUACAUAGGACCAAGAUCCUCAGCUGGUGAUUAAUUUGUACAGUGGUACUGUUCACUGGCUGAGAUUGAUUUUAGAUGAUAUACAUGCAUCAGAGACUGCUGUAGAGAACUGGAUGGGAGGUAAUGAUAUUUCAACCAGCAGAAAAGCAUAACAGAGUAAUAUAGCUGCAUUUAACUAUAGAAUUUGAUCAGUGGUCCUUUGCCAUUUAAAAACAAUACAAUUUAGAUAAAGUGCAGUCACUGUAUGACUGACAGAGAAACAGAAGGAACCUGUAAGUAACAGAUAUCGUGAUUGAAUUCGGUGAAGCUGUCCUCGAAGUCUCAGGAUGCAAAGGGUUGGGCUGGAGCCAAGAAGGGGAGAACAUGAUGGGCUUAAGUCUCAGCUCAGCAGUGCAGUCAUCACAUCAGUAAACCAUUACUGCCAUAGCUUUCCUGUUGAGAACGCUGGGCUGGUUUUGCCUAAGCACUAAUGGGUCACCUGUGUGCUUUGCUUUCCUCCUUUCUAAAGGUGUUUCCUUAGCUGCCAUACUAAACAAAGUUGCUUAAUUUCUUUAAUAAAGGGAACAGAAUAAAUUCAGUGAACUAAGAAGAUUACUAAGCCUUAAACUGUCUCUCUUGUAAAGGUGUCAUGUUGUUUCUUGGUCACUGCCAAGAAGCCUAAAACUUGCAGGUGACCUGCAUUUGUCAUUUAUGUUGCACUCUGUGAGCCUGUCUGCAAGGCUGAGCUUUUGUUUGCUGUGGGUAGCGUCAGUUAAAGGGAGAAUGUCCAAAUAGUACAUUUUGAAAAUAACUUCUAAUAGGUCUGACAGAUUUGCCUUACAAAUAGAAGCUUUAUAGUGAGCAUUUACUUGGUUUACACCAGUGUUUUACUUAAUUUUUAAUGCCUUUUUAUAGCAGGGACUAGACUUUACCUUAGAUAAAGGUAACUCUGUAUAGGAAAUAUUUUAAUAUUUUUACCAGUUUUUUUAAUUUUCAUAGAAUAUAAGUGUAUAUUGUAAGGCGAGAAAUUCAACUUUUAUGUAACAAGGUUAUCACACGAGACCUAUUUCUCCAUUAUAAUAUUUUGUAGUCAGCCAGUCUAGUUCAAUAAUAUGUUGGCCUUUGAUUAUAAAUGUAAAAAUGUGAUAAGGGAGAAUAAAAGUAUUAUCUACAGCUAAAUGCACAUUGUAGCACUAUAUUCUCCAUUGCUGCCUUAAUCUCAUAAAAGGAAGUCAUGUGGUUUUUAUUUAUAUUCUAAAAAAAGAAAAAAAAAAAACCCAACCAAAAAAUCCAAAGCAUCCUUUGGCUGCAAUUUUGUGUUGUUAAGACAACUUAACGUUAAACCAAAUGUGUUAGUGUCCAGAAGGUCUAUUACCAAAGCAAGAGACCACAUUGCAGUUUUCAGGAAUAAGUUUUCAUAGGAGUUCAAAACCUGCCACUAGUAUAAUAAAAAUACUCUCCAAAGUACUGCAGUGACCAAAAACAUCCAAACACCACAUUUCCAUGUCUGAUUCCAUUAGUUGUAUAAUCUGCAGGUCCAUUUGCCUUCUUUUAAGUCUGGAUAUCAGGGGGGAAAUGGCAUUUCAAUAUUGUUUGUUUGGUUUUGAAAGGGAGACACAUACAUGCCCAUGUGUGUAAUUAGAAACAACUAUAUUUCUUAUAAAUAUGGAUAUGGAUGUGUGUGAUAUGUGCUGGUUAACUAUAAUCAAAAUGCUGAUAAAGAUGGUGAAUGUAAAGUAUUUGUCCUCAUUCCUCUGUCUUUCUGUGGUCCGUGUAAAUAAGAACUGUUUUAAGCUGUGCAUUAAUGUAACAGAUUAUUCCAAUAUUGUGUAUAGAAUUAUUUAAAUAAACUCUGACAAAUAUGCACAUAAAAAGAGUAUAAAUAAAAAAGUCUUAUGUACCAAGAAUUAGCUUAUGACAGCCCAUUAAAAGCUGAAAUGAAA